Molecule: messenger RNA, 1328 nt
Organism: Exaiptasia diaphana
Lineage: Eukaryota; Metazoa; Cnidaria; Anthozoa; Actiniaria; Aiptasiidae
Exons: 2
Coding region: 279-653 (124 amino acids)
Source: RefSeq, a predicted model, not a curated record
AGMAAUACGCAKUAUUUUGAACUAUUAUAUGUUCAUAGUCAUUGAUUGGUCUCCCUGUGCUGGACCCAGGAGAACUGAGCCGAUUGCACUGAAUGCACUAAUACGUUUUUGGUGAGACUCAAAGAACUGAAGAAGAAACUCUCCAAAGUGAAUCAAAAUAAAGAGAGAGGAUUGAUGAUGAAGAGGGAGAUCUCAGAACAUGCCUUAAAAUGCCAUAGACUCAAGUGGACAAUGGUAACAAAACCUUUGACAACAUUCCAGGUGGAAAAGACAAAGGGAUGGUUUUGAAGGCUUUAGCCCAGUGCAAGGAAGAGAUGGUGAAAAACAAAACUACCCAGACAGAACUGGAGAAAAAGCUCUCCAAAGUGAAUCAAAAUAGAGAUAAAGGAUUGAUGAUGAAGAGGGAGAUCUCAGAACAUGCCUUAAAGAAAACUGUGGUUUGGAGUUUUCUUCUAAACUUGAAGAGCAAAUGCAGAAAUGGCAAAACCACAUGGAAGAGACUGCCAGCUGCCUGUGUAAAGAAUGUUGAGGAAAUGUUGAACAGAAAUGAGAUGGGAGAAAUUUUGGAAAUGAAGAAAGUAGUGUUAGAGCAGUUGCGGUACAUGCUAUACCCUCCUCACCAAUAUGUGAUACUGGUGGGGGAGCCAGAUUAGACGCCGGCCACUCGUCCAUGAGGCAGGUAGUACUGGGUUACAUGUUACUAGUAGCAGACUUGAUGCCUGACCUGACUAACAUAUGUAUUAUUAAAUUAUCAACAAACAGUUAAUCCACAUUUUAUAUGAUCUGAAAGAGGCUACUUGAAUGAAACUUGUCAAACAUUGAAAAUGACUUGAAAAUUUAGUAGAUAAACUUCUAUAUUGAGUCACACUGUAAAUAAUCAUGAAACAAUCUUGAACUAUUAUAUGUUCAUAGUCAUUGAUUGGGCUCCCUGUGCUGGACCCAGGACAACUAAGUCGAUUGACGCAUGGUCGAUGGUCUGCACCGACUGCACUAAUACGUUUUUGGUGAGACUCACAAAACUGGAGAAGAAACUCUCCAAAGUGAAUUAAAAUAAAGAGAAAGGAUUCACGAUGAAGAGGGAGAUCUCAGAACAUGCUCAACAAGCAGACAAUGGGAGCAAAACCUUUUGCAGUGGUGAUACUAAUGUGCAUGUGUUAUAUAUUUUGCUUUCAGAUUAUAUUACCUUUAAGGUUAAAAGAGCCUCUUAUUUUGGGGCGGGAGACACACUGCCUGGCAGUGUGUCCCCUCCCCAUACACCUAUCACAUCUCAGAUCUGCAAUAUGAUAUAAAUAAUAAUCAGGGACAUCAGAAUUACACUUGGUCUGUAU